UUCCCGUUCUCUCUCUUCCACUAUUUAAAUUUUUUUUUUUCCAAAAAGGAAAAAAAUCAUAUGGUUAAUAUUUUGUUUUUUGUUUCUGAGCGGAAACAUAAGAGCGUGAUCUCUAAAAUCAAAACCCGACUCUCAACAGAAUAUCGAACUCGUGACUCGAAAAGUGUACGGGCAGAGUGAGCGAGUAGAAGUUAGAUCUUAUUGUUUGUUAAUUGGAUUGAUGGAAAAGGAGAGAAAGUGCUGGAAACUGAGGAAAGGCAUUUAUUAUAGUGAGAGGAAAUGAAGUUCUACAUAUCGACGACUGGGAUAAACAGAGUGACGAUAUCGAACUCCGGCGAGGGAUCGUUGGCGGUCCCGAUUCUGACUCUGGCUAGCCGUAGGAUUUCUAGUUUCCGGACUUUGUUGCCGGUGGUGCUGGUGCUUGGAAUCGUUUUACCGUUUUUCUUUGUUAGAGUUGCGUUUUUGGUGCUGGAAUCUUCUUCUGUUUGCUCUUCUUCUCUUGAUUGUAUCAGCGGGAACGACUCAUCUCUGAGACUCAGAGAAGAGCUAACGAGAGCAUUAAUAGAAGCAAAAGAUGGUACCGGUAAUGAUGGAGUACAGGUUUCUUUAGAAUCGUUCAACGAGCUUGUGAAGGAGAUGACGUCCAAACAACAAAACAUCAAGGCCUUUGCAACCAAGACCAAGGCUAUGCUUUUGGGGAUGGAACGGAAGGUCCAAUCUGCUAGACAUCGGGAAUUGAUAUACUGGCAUUUAGCUUCACAUGGUGUCCCAGAGAGUGUACAUUGCCUUUGCCUCAAAUUAGCAGAAGAGUAUGCAGUAAAUGCAGUGGCCAGAUCUCGUUUACCUUCACCUGAAUAUGUUUCCCAUCUCACUGACCCAUCUUUUCACCAUGUUGUUCUCCUAACCGACAAUGUCCUUGCUGCCUCUGUAGUUAUCUCAUCUACUGUCCAAAACUCUGCCAGACCUGAAGAGUUGGUGUUUCACAUAGUUACUGACAGGAAAACGUACACUCCAAUGCAUGCAUGGUUUGCAAUUAAUUCUGUAAAAUCAGCAGUUGUGGAAGUUAAAGGAUUGCACCAAUAUGAUUGGUCUCAGGAAGUGAACAUUGGGGUUAAAGAGAUUUUAGAAAUUAACCAUUUACUUUGGAGUCAUUUUUACGACAAUUUGAAACAAGAAGACUUUGAAUAUGAGGAAGAGCAUCGACGAUACUUGGAGGUCUCAAGCCCUAGCUGUUUGUCUCUCAUGAAUCAUCUUCGAAUUUAUAUUCAUGAGUUGUUUCCUGAUCUCAACAAGAUAGUGUUAUUGGACGAUGAUGUUGUAGUACAACAUGACAUAUCAUCUUUGUGGGAAUUAGAUCUCAAAGGGAAAGCUGUUGGCGCAGUUGUUGGCUCAUCAUGCGGAGACAACUGUUGUGUAGGAAGAAAAUACAGUGACUACUUGAAUUUCUCUAACCCAAUAAUCUCAUCCAAUUUUGACCAAGAGCGCUGUGCUUGGCUUUUUGGAAUGAAUAUCCUUGAUCUUGAAGCUUGGAGGAAGACUGAUGUAACAGCAACUUACCAUGAAUGGUUGAAACUUAACCUCAAUUCUGGAUUGACAUUAUGGAAACCAGGAGUGCUUCCACUGGCGUUACUAGCCUUGGAUGGUAAUGUGCAUCCUAUUGAUCCUUCAUGGCAUAUGGCGGGGCUGGGACAUCAAUCCCCAGAAGCUCACAGAGAAAUGUUAAAUUCUACUGCUGUUUUACAUUUUAGUGGCCCUGCAAAGCCAUGGCUUGAGAUUGGGUUCCCAGAGGUGAGAAGCUUAUGGAAUAGGCAUGUAAAUUUUUCGAACAAGUUCAUUAGGAAAUGUAGAGUCAUGGGGUGAAGAGGACUAAGUUCUCUCACUUCAACAUUCAUUUUGGACUAGAUCCAUCUUGCAGUAUGAGACCAGAGGGAAGAAGGUUUGGCUUCAGUCUCUGCUUAUGCUUUGCACAAUAUGAUAUUAGUUAAGACAUGAUGCCAUAUAUAGUAAAAAUGUGAAGGCAUGAUAACAUAUGAGGUCAAUUAUGUAUUUAACAAUAUUGUAUAUAUUUUAGUCAGAAAGUUCUAUCCAUAUGUUGAAACUGGUUCAA
Mangifera indica (mango) is the source of this 2107-nucleotide messenger RNA. Its product is annotated as probable galacturonosyltransferase 15. Gene Ontology annotation, molecular function: polygalacturonate 4-alpha-galacturonosyltransferase activity. Lineage: Eukaryota; Viridiplantae; Streptophyta; Magnoliopsida; Sapindales; Anacardiaceae. The record is from RefSeq and is a predicted model, not a curated record. The coding region runs from base 280 to 1860 and encodes 526 amino acids. The transcript has 7 exons.